UUUACAGUUGAAAUAUUGAAGAGAAAAUGGAAGAACAUAAAGGACCAUUACAGAAAGGAACUUGAGAAAAUUCCACCAACUCGAUCAGGAGAUGCAGCUAAUGACUUCGUAUCUAGUUGGAAACAUUUCCGUCAAAUGUCUUUCAUGAGAGAUCAAAUUCAGCCUAGCCGAAGUGAAUCUAAUAUCACUACUGAACUAACAAGUGACAGUGAUGUAAACGACGAUACGCAAGACUCUUUUAGAAGUGUCGCAUCACCGUUAUCGAGCAUAGCAGUAUCUUCACCAGCACACUCUCCGGCUCCACCUUCAGUUGCAUCAACUUCAAGUCGAGGAAAAAGGAAGAAGUCAGCUAAUGAACUGCGCGCUGAAUUCUUGGCAAUAGAAAAACAGCGACUUUUACUACUUCAGAACAAAGAAAGUACACCCAGUAUAACGCAAGAAGUACCAAAGUCAGAUGAUUAUCAUUAUCUGAUGAGCUUACUUCCACAACUGGAACAGUUUAAAGGGAUUCAAAAGUUACGAGGCAGAAACAAAAUAAAUUCCAUUAUUAUGGCCGAGCUGCAACAAGAAAGUUUGCCAGAUCCAUAUAUGACACAAUAUGGUUAUCAUAGUGCACCGCAAGAUAAUUUGAAUUAUUACUAAUUCUUUUUUAUUUCUAACAUUGUUGAUUCUUAUUAAAAGUUUAACUAUUCUACUUCUUCUAUUCAUUAAUAUACCUACAUAUAAA
This is a messenger RNA of Trichoplusia ni (cabbage looper), 727 nucleotides long. RefSeq lists its product as uncharacterized. The record is from RefSeq and is a predicted model, not a curated record. Gene Ontology annotation, biological process: regulation of transcription by RNA polymerase II. Gene Ontology annotation, molecular function: DNA binding. The transcript has a single exon. NCBI's taxonomy places the organism in Eukaryota, Metazoa, Arthropoda, Insecta, Lepidoptera, Noctuidae. Gene Ontology annotation, cellular component: nucleus; transcription regulator complex. The annotation marks the transcript as partial.